Molecule: messenger RNA, 2052 nt
Organism: Glarea lozoyensis ATCC 20868
Lineage: Eukaryota; Fungi; Ascomycota; Leotiomycetes; Helotiales; Helotiaceae
Product: BRCT
Exons: 1
Coding region: 1-2052 (683 amino acids)
Biological process (GO): ribosome biogenesis; maturation of LSU-rRNA from tricistronic rRNA transcript (SSU-rRNA, 5.8S rRNA, LSU-rRNA)
Cellular component (GO): nucleolus; PeBoW complex
Molecular function (GO): RNA binding
Source: RefSeq, a predicted model, not a curated record
AUGGCACGAAUCAAGAAGAAGGGAGUCACUGGCCAGGCCAAGAACUUCAUUACCAGAACUCAAGCAGUACGAAAACUUCAGAUCAGUCUUCCGGAUUUCCGAAAACUCUGCAUCUGGAAAGGAAUUUAUCCUCGCGAACCGCGCAACAAGAAGAAGGCUUCGAAAUCUUCCAGCGCUUCGACCACUUUUUACUACACCAAAGAUAUCCAGUAUCUCUUGCAUGAGCCUUUGCUGCAGAAAUUCCGUGAGCAGAAGGCUUUAGAAAAGAAGAUUGCAAAGGCAUUGGGCCGAGGCGAUGGACACGAUGCGCAGAGACUGGAGCGCAAUGCAUCGAGACCUGAAAAGACCGGAAAGACGAAAUACACACUCGACCAUGUCAUUCGCGAACGAUACCCAACAUUCAUUGAUGCGCUUAGGGAUUUGGACGACUGUCUCUCAAUGCUGUUCCUUUUCGCAAACCUUCCCUCCACACCGACAGUUCCAGCAAAGAUGAUUGCCAGAUGCGAGCGAUUGUGUUUGGAAUUCGAACACUACCUAAUCGUGUCGCACAGCCUACGAAAAUCCUUCCUUUCCAUCAAGGGGAUAUAUUACCAGGCGACAAUUCAAGGCCAGGAUAUCUUGUGGUUAGUACCAUAUCGAUUCAACCAGAGAGUUACAGGCGAUGUUGAUUUCAGGAUCAUGGGAACCUUUGUGGAAUUUUACCAAACCCUUCUUGGUUUCGUCAACUUCCGCCUAUACACUUCCGUUGGAUUAGUAUACCCUCCCAAAUUCGACAAAGCCAGGGAUGAUUUGGGUGCUGAGCUUGGUGCGUUCUCACUGGAAGGAAAUGGAGUCGGCGCAAUUGAGCAGCCUAAGCAGAUUACAAAUGGAGAAAACAAGGCGCCAGAUCCUAAGUUACAAGCAGAAAUUGACAAAUUGAUGUCGCAAUUGAAUAAUGUCGAGAAAGAGCCGGAGGAGGAGUCUGCUACGAAACAGAUCACCGAUGGCGACGACGAAGGAGAGGAUGAGGAGAUGCCCACUGAUACGAUUGAUAAGUUCGAGCCCGCUGCGCCUGGUGGAGAUAUCCUUCUACAGCCAUCCUACUCUGCAACCGAUCCAUCAACCCUUUUCGCCAAUUUCACUUUCUUCCUUUCUCGAGAAACUCCACGACAACCAUUAGAAUUCAUCCUACGAGCAUUCGGAUGCAAAAGAAUUGCAUGGGAUGCUGUUUUGGGCGAGGGAGCAUAUACACAUAACGAACUUGAUCCGUCAAUCACUCACCAGAUCGUGGAUCGUCCACCAAUUCAGGUUGACCCAGAUAAUGAGGCAACGACCGAGGAUAACCAAACAGCACAGAAACUUCAGCCAGGUUCAAGAGUUCCAGGACGUAUUUAUGUCCAACCUCAAUGGAUAUGGGAUUGUGUAAACGACGAAGAGCUAAAGCGACCAGACCUAUACGCCCCAGGAGCACAAUUACCACCUCAUCUCAGUCCUUUCGUGAAGAAGGUUCGCGGCCAAUAUGAUCCAAGCGCACCACUCAACGAACAAGAGCGCGAAGAUGAAGAGCUCGAAGUUGACAGCGAAGAAGAGGAGGAGGAGGAUGUUGAGGAAGACGAUAUGGCGGUUCAAAAGCCUAAACUCCUCACCAACGCCGAAAUCGAUGAGACAGCUGAAGGCAUGGAUAUCGCCGGUUCGGACGACGAUGAAGACGAGGAAGAUGCUUCAGAGGGCGAAGGUUCAUUCGGUGGAUUCUCUGACGCUGAAGAUGAGGAAGAAGAUGAAGCCACCUCCGCCGCUCUUCAACGUCAACGCGAACUCGAAGCCGAACUAACGGGUGCCCAAGUUGAAGAAAAGGUCAUUGACGCAAAAGCCAAUGCAAAGAAGAAGGCAGCGAAGAAGGCCAAAGAGGAAGAUGAAGAGUUAGAGCGCGCGAAGAUGAUGAUGAGCAGGAAGAAGAGGAAGAUUUUGGAGAAGAUGGUUUAUAGUAACAAGAAGAAGGAUGCGGAGGCUGAGGGGCUGAGAUCGAAGAGGCGGAAGAUUGAGAAGGGUGGAAAGGGCGCGGCGAGGGCUUGA